This is a messenger RNA of Scaptodrosophila lebanonensis, 927 nucleotides long. RefSeq lists its product as uncharacterized. The transcript is spliced from 3 exons. The coding region runs from base 103 to 819 and encodes 238 amino acids. Lineage: Eukaryota; Metazoa; Arthropoda; Insecta; Diptera; Drosophilidae. Gene Ontology annotation, molecular function: calcium ion binding. The record is from RefSeq and is a predicted model, not a curated record.
AUUUAACUUUUUAGUUAAGUUUCGAUAACAUUCGCGCCACUUAAAUUUAGCAGUAAUUAUUAUUGUUUAUAGCGUUUGCCAAAUUACUGAGAAAGUGCCAAAAUGAAGAACCUCGAUGCCUCGCUAGACUAUAUGGAAAAUGCGCGCUUCAAUUAUUUAUAUGCACCGAUCGUGCUACGCAUGGAAAAAACAUCGCAGUUCCAGCGCUGCGAGCUGCUCUCCCUGGUGUUGAUCUACCACAAGUUCGUGCUGGAGAACGGAUCCCGGGCCAAAUACAUGACCACGGUACAGCUGAGCAGGAUGAUAGAGAUGUUCUUUCAUAUUUCAGAUCGCGAGAUUAACGCCAUCAUAGUUAGUCGCAUAAGCCGCUAUGAUGAUACGAUUAACGAUCCAAAGUUCACAUAUGAUCGAUACUGCUCUUUGGUGUCGUUUAUAAGGCUCUUCUCCAUAUACUUUUCAGAAAGUUUGGAUUUACGUAUGCAAUUUGCAUUCAGUGUAUAUGAUACCACGGAACGUGGCUGUUUGGAUCGCGAGGUUGUAACCCGCUGGGUGGACAAGUUCUUCGAAGGUGAUGAUGAAGAUGAGAUUUUCGAAUUGCGAACAGAUAUGACGGAAGUGAUAUUCAUGAAAUUUGAUUUAGACAGAGACAUGGUUAUAUCUGAAGAAGAGUAUUUCAAUGUGGUUCGCGAACAGCCCGCGCUUAUAGAGUUUCUGGGUAGAGUGUUUCCCUCGACACGCGAUCUGGAUGUUAUUGCAAUGUGUUCUAAUAUCUUAAGCUUUUUCGAUCGUACAGGUCAUCCACUAGCGGAUGAGCUUUAAUUUCAAAAUUCAAGUAAAGUCACAAAAAAUUGCAGAAUUGAAUUAUAAAUACAUAUGUAUAAAUAAAAAUUGUGAAUAAGUGUAAUAAAACCCAAUACCCUACAAUGA